Leptosomus discolor (cuckoo roller) is the source of this 1491-nucleotide messenger RNA. NCBI's taxonomy places the organism in Eukaryota, Metazoa, Chordata, Aves, Leptosomiformes, Leptosomidae. The record is from RefSeq and is a predicted model, not a curated record.
UUUGCCCUGGGCUCCUGCAGGCGCUGCUCUUCAGGAGUCCUUCCCAAUGAGAGGAUCCGCAACAUCGGGAUCUCGGCCCACAUCGACUCGGGGAAGACGACGUUGACGGAGCGAAUCCUGUUCUAUACGGGCAGGAUAGCGCAGAUGCACGAGGUGAGAGGUAAGGAUGGAGUUGGAGCCGUCAUGGAUUCCAUGGAGCUGGAGCGACAGCGUGGAAUCACGAUUCAGUCUGCGGCGACCUACACCCUGUGGAAAGACACCAACAUCAACAUCAUAGACACCCCAGGACACGUGGACUUCACGAUUGAAGUGGAGAGAUCUUUGCGAGUUCUCGAUGGAGCUAUUCUGGUCCUCUGUGCUGUUGGAGGAGUUCAGUGCCAGACCAUAACGGUGAACAGGCAGAUGAAACGUUACAGCGUGCCGUUUUUGACGUUCAUCAAUAAACUGGACAGACUGGGCUCUAGCCCAGCCAGAGCAGUGCAGCAGUUGAGAUCCAAGUUAAAACACAAUGCAGCUUUUGUUCAGAUCCCGAUCGGGCUGGAGGGAAACUUUAAAGGAGUUAUAGAUCUGAUUGAAGAAAAAGCGAUAUAUUUUGAUGGUGUGCUCGGCCAGACUCUUCGCUACGAGGAAAUUCCGGCUGAGUUCAGAGCUGAGGCUGCAGAGAGACGUCGGGAGUUGAUCGAAUGUGUUGCUAACUCGGAUGAUCAACUUGGGGAGCUGUUUUUGGAAGAAAAGAUUCCUACAGCCGCUGAGUUAAAGCUUGCAAUCAGAAGAGCAACCCUGAAGAAGGCCUUCACCCCAGUGCUGGUGGGAAGUGCUUUAAAGAACAAAGGAGUGCAGCCGUUGCUGGAUGCCGUCCUGGAAUACCUCCCCAAUCCUUCCGAGGUGGAGAACUAUGCCAUUCUUAACCAGGGGGAUUCUGAGGACACAACGAAAUUCCUAUUGAACUCUGCUCGAGACAACACCCAACCUUUUAUAGGCCUUGCUUUUAAACUGGAGGCUGGCCGUUUUGGGCAAUUAACGUAUAUUCGAGUUUAUCAGGGGAUGCUGAAGAAAUCUGAUUAUAUCUAUAACACCCGGACUGGGAAGCGGGUGCGUGUGCAGAGGCUGGUCCGUAUGCAUUCGGACAACAUGGAGGAUGUUAAUGAAGUUUAUGCAGGAGACAUAUGUGCGCUGUUUGGAAUCGAUUGUGCUAGCGGGGACACGUUCACGGAUAAAACCAGCACUGACAUUUCCAUGGAAUCAAUUCACAUCCCUGAUCCCGUCAUUUCCGUAGCUAUGAAGCCUUCCAACAAGAACCGCUUUACAAGGGAAGAUCCGACUUUCAGAAUCCAUUUUGAUGACGAGAGCAAAGAGACCAUUGUUUCGGGAAUGGGGGAACUGCACUUGGAAAUCUAUGCCCAGCGAAUGGAAAGAGAAUACGGUUGUCCUUGCACCAUGGGAAAGCCAAAAGUUGCCUUCAGGGAGAACAUCUCCGCACCUGUGCCGUAA